CAGGAAAAAUGAAAGUGGAAUAUUUCGCGUGGCAUUGUUGGGUACAGAGACUGGUUCGUGAUUCCAGGAUGGAGAGCUUGGCUCCCUUUUUCAAGGCUCGUGCCCUAUCUGUGUACAGUACUGUCGAGACAUGUCAUGUCAUGUCCAGCAAUGCAUUCACUGCCAGGUUCGUGCCAGAUAAUGCCAUCAAUUGAUUCAGAUAUUAUUAGACUUGUCUUAGCUAUUGUGCGAAACGAAUUUUGAUCAUCGUUUGUGAUGUUACGUUUGGUAUUAUUCUCCUUCUACUAAUUACUUAUAUUAAAUUCUCGACCGGCUUCACUGUCCUUGGAGAUAUUUCUUGAUUCUUGCUAUUCUUGAACAUCAGUCUGUCGUUCUUUGACUACUAUUCAUUCGUUAGAUCAACACCAUGCGUCUCUCGCUUGUUCUGUCUCUGAUGCCUUUGGCAGGCUUUGUUGGAGCUCUCCAUGUCACCGAGCCCGAGAAGGGUGCUGAUAUCAAGGCUUCCGACUCUCUCACUGUCAAGUGGACUUAUGUCAACACCGACGCUAAGACCUUCAACCUCUACCUCGUCAACAACGCUGCCUAUCCUCCCGUUAGCGAGAAGAUUGCUACCGAUGUCAAGACUUCUGAUGGCUCGUACACCAUCGACAGCCUCACUGGCGUCACUGCCGGCCAUGGCUUCCAGAUCAACCUCCAGUCCGACGAGACCAUGAACACUGGUAUCCUCGCUCAGUCCGAGCAGUUCAACGUGACUGGCUCCGCUCAGAGCUCCUCCACUUCUAGCUCUUCUACUACUUCCUCCUCCUCCUCCUCCUCCUCCUCCUCCUCCUCCACUACCUCCGGCACUUCCACCGGUUCGACCUCUACCACGGGUACCGCUACUACUACCAACACCUUGGUGACCAGCGUUACUGGCACCGCCACUGGUUCUCAGACUACCGGCGCUUCCGGCGCGGCUUCGUCCACUGGUGCUUCUGCUAGCGGUACCUCCUCGCAGACCGCCGUUCCUUCUACCGGUGCUGCUGCCGCUGUCAUGGCUCACCCCGCAGCUGCCGCUGGUCUUCUGGCUGGCGCUGGUGCUUUGGUCUUUGCCCUGUAGGCCUGUUGAAAAGACAGCUAUGGGUAAGAAGUGGUCAAUAGGCCAGUCUCUAGGUGAAGAGGGGAAGGAGAACAAUCAACGUUGUUAUGUGUGUGGAGGAGAGUUAGAUGGGGUUGAAGUGGAAUAGAGAUAUACUCGGAAUUAAUGAUAGAUAGAGUCGCUUUUCUUUUGGUCUUCAUUUCUGGUUCUAUUAUUCACUUGCUGUUGAUACCCUUCUGGAGGUUGAUACUAAUAACUCUUAUACAAUAAUUACAAUCACGAUCAUGGCCUGACGCUUCGAAGGCGCGACGAAUAUGUCCUCGCCUCACAGAUGACUGUCUAUCAAGCACCACACAUGGUAUUCUUAGGCACUAUAUCUCGAUUCUUGACUAUACCUCUCCUUACUAAUUUGCUCCGAUGGGUAGUUCCUUCUUCAUAUUUGAUUCCGUUAUCUGCCUCCUUAAGGUUGUUGGCGUCUGUAAUUGAGCUGCAGCAAGUCCAACACAACUCCUCUUCUCACGCUAUCAAUAGAACAAAAACUGUUCAAAAAUGAUAAUCUAGCCAGAAAUUUCGCUCUCUCGGCCGAAUAUAAUGGUUGACGCUUUUAC
Penicillium brasilianum is the source of this 1686-nucleotide messenger RNA. The record is from the annotation of a GenBank genome assembly. Lineage: Eukaryota; Fungi; Ascomycota; Eurotiomycetes; Eurotiales; Aspergillaceae.